CUUACCCUUCAACCCUAAUAAUUCUGUCCAAACAAAACUUCUCCCUGUUCAAUGGCAAGCUUGAAGGGUUUGUAGUGAUACUCUAAAUAGACCUUUCGCCGCACUCGCUUCAUUUUCCUGGUCAUUCAAUCAUUUCACAUUUUGAACAUCAACAACAUGACACUGCGACACCCAGCCAUUGGCCCGUUACUAGGGUCCGCUCGUCCAAGAUGCGGGGACAAGACCACUCGCAUGAUCCGUUAUGCGUCUUCAGAAGCAGCAAAACCUUCAAAUCGAGCGCGGAACUUCCUCUAUGGGACGGGAACGUUGUUGGCCGUCUCCCUUGGCUAUUUCUAUCUCACUGACACCCGCGCGUCAGUUCACCAGUAUCUCGUCCCGCCACUGAUUCGAAAGCUCUUCCCAGAUGCUGAAGAUGCCCACCAUUUUGGCACCGCAGCGCUAAAGGAACUUUAUACCUUGGGUCUGCAUCCACGUGAACGAGGCUCCAACUCCGAGUCGAACUCCAACAAGCUGGCUGUUGAAGUUUUCGGGGAGAUACUUUCCAGUCCCGUAGGUAUCAGUGGUGGCCUUGACAAAGGUGCAGAGAUUCCCGAUGCGUUGUUCGCAAUUGGCUCGGGCGUUGUAGAGAUCGGCGGCGUGACUCCGUUACCUCAACCUGGGAAUCCGAGACCGCGAGUGUUCAGAGUUGCCAGCCAAGACGCAAUAGUCAAUCGGUAUGGUCUAAACUCCGAGGGAGCGGAUGUGGUGGCCAUUAGGUUGAGGCAGCGCGUGAGGGAGUUUGCCUAUCAACACGGCUUCGGAAUAGACGAAAUUGCGGAGGAAAUCGUGCUAAAUGGUGGGGCAGGGGUACCUCCCGGAUCAUUGAUUCCUGGGCGGUUGCUCGCUGUUCAGAUCGCUAAAAAUAAGCUGACUCCUGAUAAUGACCUCGACGCUGUAGUUCAGGAUCAUGUGGCCUGCGUUGAGAAGUUGGCGAAGUAUGCAGAUAUCAUUACCGUGAACGUGUCGAGUCCGAACACUCCCGGUCUUCGAUCGCUGCAAUCCAAGGAACCUCUUACCAGGAUCCUCUCCGCGGUUGUGGAGUCUGCGAAUUCGAUAGACCGUAAAACCAAACCUAUGGUCAUGGUCAAGGUCUCUCCCGACGAGGACUCCGAUUCGCAAAUACGUAGCAUAUGCGACGCAGUCUGGGAGUCAGGGGUAGCGGGCGUGAUCGUAGGAAACACCACAUUGAAACGUCCUGAUCCGAUACCAUCUGGAUAUCUCCUUCCGCCAAAGGAUGCGCAGGCACUCCUCGAGACAGGAGGCUACAGCGGCCCGCAACUAUUUGAUAAGACAAAGCAGCUGGUAGCAAAGUACAGAAAAGCCCUCGACGACGGUCCUAGUGAGGAUCCUUCAUCACUGCCGAAAGGUGCUCCAGUCAUGACUCCUAGCCAAACUGAUGCUCCAUCAGUCUUUGAUCCAGCAAUGAGUCCAUCAGAGCCUGACGCAGGACUUUUGCAACCCCAGUCGGAUCGAUCAACUCUGACUGGAAGGAGUAAAGCACUCAGUUCACCCCCGAAAGUCAUCUUCGCCUCUGGCGGCAUCACGAAUGGCGAGCAAGCUCUUGAGGUUCUGAAUGCAGGAGCAAGUGUGGCCAUGUGCUACACUGCUGUUGUGUACGGUGGUGUAGGCACCAUCUCGAGAAUCAAGGAAGAAAUGAAGGAGAAAAUCUCUGGAAAUAGAUGACAAAUCUCAGGAUGAAACAGUCUAUAGAGUGUAUCUGUAAAUAAUCAAAAGAAGGUAGAUACUGCCACUUUUAUGCGGGGAGUUUUGUCAUAUGCUAGAAAUCAACUUAUGAACAUCAAAGCACAGGCUUUUUUUUUUU
Messenger RNA from Verruconis gallopava, 1861 nucleotides. RefSeq names its product dihydroorotate dehydrogenase (fumarate). Gene Ontology annotation, biological process: 'de novo' pyrimidine nucleobase biosynthetic process; pyrimidine ribonucleotide biosynthetic process. The transcript has a single exon. Gene Ontology annotation, molecular function: dihydroorotate dehydrogenase activity. NCBI's taxonomy places the organism in Eukaryota, Fungi, Ascomycota, Dothideomycetes, Venturiales, Sympoventuriaceae. The record is from RefSeq and is a predicted model, not a curated record. Gene Ontology annotation, cellular component: cytoplasm; mitochondrial inner membrane. Bases 157 to 1722 code for a protein of 521 amino acids.